Haemonchus placei is the source of this 1185-nucleotide messenger RNA. NCBI's taxonomy places the organism in Eukaryota, Metazoa, Nematoda, Chromadorea, Rhabditida, Trichostrongylidae. The record is from the annotation of a GenBank genome assembly.
AUGCUAAUUCUCCUUGUGCUCCUCGCAUAUUGCGAGGCACUUAUGCACAUCCGUGAUCCGUCCACGUGGGUACCGAUCACUCGAUCAAAAUCGGUUAGGUCAUCUCCAUACAAGUGGUCUGAAGAGUGGCUUGAUGGGGUACCUCUGGAUCACUUCGCUUUUGCUAAUAAGGAUCAAUUCAAAUUACGGUUUUUCAUAAAUACUGAUAAUUAUGAAGAAGGCGGCCCGAUAUUUUUCUAUACAGGAAAUGAAGGCAAGUUGGAAGGAUUCGCAGAGAAUACGGGUUUUAUGUGGGAUAUUGCUCCGGAAUUUCAUGCCGCCGUAGUCUUUGCUGAGCAUCGUUUCUAUGGAAGGACACAGCCGUACGGCGCUACCAGUUACAAUACUACCGACCACCUCGGAUAUCUCAGUUCAGAACAAGCCCUGGCUGAUUUCGUGCUCCUUAUUGAUUACCUCAAACAGAAGAGAAUACCCGGGGCCGAGAAUUCUCCUGUGAUCGCUUUUGGUGGUUCAUAUGGCGGUAUGUUGGCCGCAUGGAUUCGAACAAAAUAUCCACAUAAAGUCGCCGGAGCAAUCGCAGCGUCAGCUCCUGUAUUUUGGUUUGUCGACUCCCACGUACCAGAAGAUAUUUAUGCCAAGAUCGUCACUCGAUCAUUCCUUGGAGCUGGUUGCAAUCGUAAAGCUAUUGAGAGAGGAUGGCGAGCUCUGAAAAAUCUGGCAAAAACAGAGAAAGGACGCGCCUAUCUGAAUGAUUUGUUCCAUCUGGAGGAAAAAUCUCGUGUAGCUUCUGAUGACGACCACAAGUUCCUUGCUUCGUUCGUUCGUGAGGUAUUCGAAAGUAUGGCCAUGGUGAAUUAUCCGUACCCGAGCGAAUUUCUUGCUCCUUUACCGGGAUGGCCUGUUAAGGUAAGCAGCCAUCGUUGUGAAGGAGCAUUUGCUGCACUUGGUGAUCCGAUGGGAUGGCCAUGGCAGACAUGUACGGAGAUGGUGAUGCCAAUAUGUGCAAGCGGUUGGCCUAACGACUUCUUUUGGAAGGAUUGCCCAUACACCAUGGAAGGAGCAAUUGAGAACUGCGAAAAAUGGUUCGGAAAAGUCGGCUUCAAAUCUUCGAUGCUUCGGCCACACUGGCCUACCCAAAACUAUGGCACUGAGUUCCCAUCAGCUAGCAAUAUCGUUUUCUCGUAA